Messenger RNA from Polychytrium aggregatum, 970 nucleotides. RefSeq lists its product as uncharacterized. The transcript is spliced from 3 exons. The record is from RefSeq and is a predicted model, not a curated record. The coding region runs from base 45 to 821 and encodes 258 amino acids. NCBI's taxonomy places the organism in Eukaryota, Fungi, Chytridiomycota, Chytridiomycetes, Polychytriales.
CUUCUGCCUUCGCUCCUGCCUCUGUCCCGCACCCCGCCGACACGAUGAAGUUCGCUGCCCUCGUCGCCGCCGUCCUGGCCGCUGCCGCUCCCCUCGUCCAUGCCCAGGCCUCCUGCGGACACAACGAUACCAUCGACUCCUUCGCCUACCGCGCCGCCGAUCCUGGAGACCAGUACCACACCCCCAGCGGUGGCCUGAUCGGUGCCGACGGCGCUAACCUCACCAUCCUGCCUGCCGGCGGCCUUCAGAUCACCGCUGGCUUCGACAAUGUUCUCUACAGCCAGGGCGCCGAGCUCAGCACCCACCCCGGCACCGUUGCCACCUUCAACUACUGGUUCAUCCAGUUUAACCCCCAAAUCUGCUACGACAUGAGCAAUGCUGCCACCCUCGAGUUUGAUGUUGUCAUCGAUCCCGGAGUCAACUUCAACAUCACUCUGACCCAGAAGUCCGCUGAUUGCCUCAACCGCUCCAUUGACUCGCAGUACUUCCUGCUGUCCAAGUACCUUACUCCCAACGGCCAGCCCCAGCACCUGUCCAUCCCUCUCAAGGACUUCUCCACCAACCUGCUCGGCCAGCCCUACGACUUCAAGCACAACAAGGAUCUCACCUUCGUCAACCUGACCCCCCAGGGCGGUAACAUCGUCCUCAAGAACUUUGUCGUCACCGGCAGCUGCAAUGCUCCUUCCGCCUCGGGCACGUCGUCGGCUGCUGCCCCCGGUGCCUCUUCGAGCCCCAAGUCCUCGUCGGCCUCUGUCUCGGCCGGCUGGUCCGUUGUCGCUGGUGUUGCUUCUGUUGCCGCUCUUUUUGCCGCUAUCUUCUAAGGCAAGCGCCCCACUUCCUCGAAUGCCACUAUCAGUUUCAGCUCAAUAGAUUUCGUGACCCGGGUGCCCAGUUAGUUUGUCUGAUGGGCUUCAGCUGGUCCUAUGGAUGAUCGAAACCUCUAAAAUACAUGUAUCCCAAUGACGAUUCA